Messenger RNA from Salvia hispanica, 1404 nucleotides. Its product is annotated as E3 ubiquitin-protein ligase MIEL1-like. Lineage: Eukaryota; Viridiplantae; Streptophyta; Magnoliopsida; Lamiales; Lamiaceae. The record is from RefSeq and is a predicted model, not a curated record. Gene Ontology annotation, molecular function: ubiquitin protein ligase activity; zinc ion binding. Gene Ontology annotation, cellular component: nucleus. Gene Ontology annotation, biological process: protein ubiquitination; ubiquitin-dependent protein catabolic process.
UAUUUUGAAUUUCGCAUAUAUGUUUGGACCAAAAAUCAUCAGGAAUUAUGAGUUCACACUCAUCUUUGUGUUAAUGUUGUAAAUUGUUAUGCUUUUAUGAUGGUACUGCUUUCAUUUCUCCGGGGCUUCGAUCGUCGACUGAUGUGUCGGAGAUGCUGCACUGCACAAUGGCCUCUAAUGAAGAUGAUGGUGUUGAUCACUGCCCGACGAUCCGGCGAUGGAAACCCUAGGCGCGAAUUCCGCAGCUGAACAAACGCAAAAUCGUGAUGAUAGCGAUGUUGCGCGAGAAGAUUUCGGGGCAUUGCAGCAUGGGUGCGACCAUUAUAGGAGAAGAUGCAAGCUGAAGGCGCCUUGCUGCGAUCAGAUUUUUACUUGCCGUCACUGUCACAACGAAGCCACGAGUAUUUUGAGCAACCCGAGAGAUAGACACGAGAUUGUUCGACAUGAUGUUAAGCAAGUUGUUUGUGCAAUAUGCAAUACUGAACAACAGGUUUCCAAUCUAUGUUCGAAUUGUGGCGUCAAAUUUGGUGAAUACUUCUGCAGCAUAUGCAAAUUCUAUGAUGAUGAUAUCAGUAAAAAACAGUUUCAUUGCAAUGACUGUGGCAUUUGUAGAGUUGGCGGUCGCGAAAAGUUCUUUCAUUGCCAGAAGUGUGGUUCUUGCUAUUCUGUUAGUUUGCGUAAUAAUCACAGAUGUGUAGAGAACUCAAUGAAGAAUCACUGUCCUAUUUGUUAUGAGUUUCUUUUCGACUCAACCAAACAGACUACUAUUAUGAAAUGUGGGCACACAAUGCAUGUGGAAUGUUAUAAUGAGAUGUUUAACCAAAACCAGUAUCGUUGUCCAAUCUGCUCCAAGUCAGUGUUCAAUAUGACUAAUAGUUGGGCAAGAUUAGACGAGGAGAUUGCAGAGACUGCAAUGCCUGAGGAAUACCGCUACGAAGUUGAAAAUCUCUGCAACGAUUGCAACCAUACUAGCAAGGCGUUCUUCCACAUAUAUGGUCACAAGUGCCAACACUGUAAUUCCUACAAUACACGUGUGAUUACAAGUGGGGAGAACGGCAACCAUAGCUCUACAUAGAGCAGUCAUACAGAGCAUAUGUUUUGCUGGAUUAGCGGAAUUAUUACUUCUUCAUGGGGUUUUGAUCCACUGGUACGAUGUUUACCAACUAUUCUUCUUCUUCUCCAAUUGGAGAUUAGCCUGCUAUCAUAUCAUAUGCAGUGCGCAUUCAUCUGGAAAAUCCUUCAUGCUUGCGGUUGCAUAAGUGAAUAUUGAUAUAAAUUAUUUAGCCAUCACUUAUUUUCAGGGAAUUUUUUCUCACAUUUUUCUGUAUGUAUGUGUUUUGCCUUGGAUGGACAAUUGCAUUCUAGUCGGAAAUAUUGAGGAUAUUAUAUUUCUUGGACGAAUAA